Molecule: messenger RNA, 3078 nt
Organism: Eriocheir sinensis (Chinese mitten crab)
Lineage: Eukaryota; Metazoa; Arthropoda; Malacostraca; Decapoda; Varunidae
Exons: 3
Coding region: 309-1178 (289 amino acids)
Source: RefSeq, a predicted model, not a curated record
CCUUCGGCGCCCAAGUACACAUAUUUAACAAGGCUUUCACAGGUGUUUCGGGCAUUUCCAGGGGUAGUUUAAUGGCCCUGCUGGUUGUUUAACUCUCCUUCUGUACCAUGAAUGUGAAAGAAAACUCACAAAACCCCGAUUAAUCUCCAUUUUAACCUUUGAAAAUAGUUGAUUUGCGAGAUGGCAAUGUCUGUGAACACCGCCCCAGCUGGUCAGGUCAGGGUCACUAAUACACUCUCCGGGCUACCCUCCAGCCAUACCCCACGUGUCUAGUACCUGAUUGUUUGUGCUACCAGUGAUAUUUUACGAUGUAUAGUAAAAAACGGUGCGCAGUUCUGAAUUGCAGGGGGAACAGGGGCAAAGGCGGGCCAGAAGUCCACGUGUUCGCCUUCCCUAAAAAUAAGUCAGUCUCCCAGAGGUGGUUAGAGGCCAUUAAGACUUAUAGGACAGACUUCACACCCAGCAAGCAAAGCAAGAUUUGUGAACUGCAUUUUAGGCCCAAGGACAUCAUGCGAAAGGAAGCAGACGGCAACGAUAAGACAGGAAGGAUGAGAUGUCGCCUCCGUCGCAGGGCUGUUCCUUCCCUACUCCUCAACUGCCCUGACUAUUUACUGGGACCUGGACAUGUUAGCAAAGGCUCCGGCAGUGGACAUGUUACAAAACACUCUGGCAGGAGGAGAACAAGGAGGGAGCAAUCUGCUAUACUGGUUGCAAUGGGGAGAAAUAUGGCAGCUAAGUUGAAGGAGAAGACAGCUGCCGCUGCUACUGCUGCUCCUGAGGACCAGGGUGAGGACAGGCCAGGCCCCAGCCCACCAGCCUCAGCCACCAAGGUUGUUCCCUCUCCAACAUCGUCAGGGUCUUCACUCAUCACCCGGUCCAGGGCCCGGAGACAGGCUAAGACGGAGGAGGCUGUGCUGAAGACCAUCCAGCAGUGUGAGGACCAGCAGCUGAAGCCAACCGGAGACAGGGAGAGGCAGGCCUUUACAGAGUGGAUCCGGUCCGUCACCCUGGACCUGGACCACCGGCUGUGGCGUCACUUCCAGCAGCAGAUCACCAAACUCAUGUUCCAGUUCAUAGACAAGAAUGACAAAGUGAAGACUCGGGAGCCUGCAGCAGCAGCAGCAGCAACAGCAGCAGCAGCAGCAGCAGCAGCAUGCUCAGGCUGCUCAGGCUGCUAGCCAUCUCAUCCCACCUCCUUAGGCAUGUGGCAGCCUUUGACCUCCCAGAGGCCGCCCAGCCAACCAGUCAGCCAGGUGUCAGUAUGGCAUUUCUGGGACCCGCAGUGGGUGGCCCAGCAGCUCCAUCCUCGGCAGCAAUUCACCAACAUCCAACAGUAUGGGCUCCAACACCAUCAUUAGGACCUGGAUCUUCUUCAUGCUCCAGGGAGGGCAUGCAGGCCAGCACUCCAGUGCUGUCAGCAGAAAUGAUGAACAAGUCCCAGGGCAGCCAAGACUCCUCCCACCUCAGCCAGUUCCUCCGGGGCACCCCAGGGCAUGGGCAUCAUCAUCAUCAUCAGCAGGAGCAACAAUCCUUGGAGCAGGAGCAGUCACGCCGGCAGCAGGACACGCGUGGAGGAGAUGAUGAUGAUAAAUAGUGCUCUGAUUUGUCUUGUUUCCAAGUCAUGAUACACUGUCAAUAAAUUGUUGGAAUGUUGAAACUGAAAUGGUGUUUGGUUUACAAUAAGUGAAAUUGUCUCCAUUAAAUAUUUGAUAUCAAUCCAUUUCCUCAACAUUUAUUUCAAAAUCUGUUGACAAUCCAUCUUCUGUUUUUUUUAUAAAAAAUAUUGUUUAUGUAAUAAUUUCUAAGUUUAUUAACAAUCCUUCCUUUAGUUUACAAUAAAGGAAAUUUUUUAUAAUAUAUUUAGUUUGAAAUUUAUUAUCAGUCCUUCUUCUGGCUUACAAUUAAUGAUGUUUUUAUAACAAUUUUUUAAAUUCAUUCUCAUGACAGUCAACCUGUCCUGCCAGGGUACAGCACCACCUGGGCUGCUGGAGUACAGCUUCAGGACCGUGCUCCCUCUGUCCCUCGGCUGCUGCUGUGUCCCUGUCGUGCCUUUGACAUUGGUGGCACCGUGCAUGUUAACAUUGUUCCUGGACAGCACCCUGUUGGCCAUCUUGGUUGUCCCUCAUCCUGGGACAGCGACUUCUCAUCAGGUUGUAGAGGCAGAUACAGGCUUCUGUUAUGGUCUUUAUUAUGUCUGGUCCUUGCUGCAUUGUAGUGAGGAGUGCCAGCCACUUAUGAGCAAGAAUCCCAAAGGCAUUUUUGACCACACGGUGUCCUCUGGAAAAUCUGUAGUUGGUAAUCUGCUCCUCUAUGGUUCUUCAGGUUCUGCUUGGAGUAAGGCUUCAUGUGGUGGGUCUGGAGCCCAAGUGCGUCUUCCCCCAGGAUGAAAUACGGAGUGUACCGGUCAUCAUUAGGCAAAGGAUCAGGAGCCGAGAAGCCUGCGGUGCCAUUCUCCAUGCACUCCUUCAGUUCAGGGGCAUUGUAUAUCUGGGCGUCAGACGUUGAGCCACAGCCACCAACUGCAAUUCAGAGGAACUUGUAUUGUGAAUCCACGGGCACAAGGAGUACAAUGGAAAGGAGCCCCUUGUAGUUGUGGGACAGGGAGCCAGUGUUGGGCGGCCACUGAUAGCAACAUGCUUGCCAUCAGGUCACCACAGGCAUGGGGAACUUUCCACUUUGUCUGUGUCAUCUGCUACGGGCUGCCAUUCUACAAGGGUGAUUGGACAGACCAUCAGCUCACACUUGCAUUCUUCAGCAGUGGCCUGGCAAAAUUCUGUGAUGGUGUUGAUGGUGUUACGGGCCACUCAUAUUGUAGUGUGAGGUACAUACUUGUCGCCGGUUGACAAAUAGUGAAGGGUGACAGCAAGUUUGAGACCAGGCUCCAGCGCUUUUCUGUAUCUAUUGUCCUGCUUAGAUACUGGGUGUUGACCUCGUUAGAAGUUCGUCAAACAUCUCUGGUGGCACGCGGAAAGUUGGAAAGUGCUUUAGUCAGUGCAACAUCUGUGGUCAUAUGCCGGAGAGACACAGAAGGGGAAGGAAUUAUAGGAGAUGGGAACAGAUCCCAGGAGACGGGACACA